Molecule: messenger RNA, 663 nt
Organism: Sungouiella intermedia
Lineage: Eukaryota; Fungi; Ascomycota; Pichiomycetes; Serinales; Metschnikowiaceae
Source: the annotation of a GenBank genome assembly
AUGAAGUUUACAUCCUCUUUGGCUCUUGCAGCCUACGUUUCUUUUGCCGCCGCUGCUUCUGCUGAUACUGCCAAUACCGCUGCUGCUGCCGGGGCUGCUGCAACUGCAAAUACUGCUGGUGGUGCUGCUGCUGGAGGAGCAGGGAGUACUGGAGCUGCGGCUGGUACUGGAGAAGCUACUGGUACUGGAGUAGCUACUGGAGGAGCAACAGGUAAAGCUACGGACACUUCUACUGGCGCAGGUGCCGCUUCUGGAACCGGUGCUGUCUCUGGUGCUGAUGCUGCUUCUGGAGCCGGCGCUGAUGCUGCUUCUGGAGCCGGUGCUACCUCUGGUACUGGAGCUGCUUCCGCUGGUGGUGACAAUUCUGGUAUUCCACAAAUGGCUACACUUGGAUCUGGAAGUGGAGGUUCCGGCUCCGCUGACUCCGGAGCAGCCUCUGAGACCGGAUCAGGCUCUGGAUCAGGCUCUGGAUCUGGCGCUGGAUCUGGAUCUCAGUCUGCCAUCACCACUUUCCAAGGUGCUUCUGCGUCUGGAUCUUCAGCGAAAGCCUCCGGUUCUGGAGGCUCCAAUUCAGCCUCUGGCUCACCAAGCGGUGCUGCUGGUUCUAUCAAGAUUGGAAGUGGAGUCGCUGCCUUGAUGGUUGUUGGAAACUUGCUUCUUUAG